Molecule: messenger RNA, 768 nt
Organism: Suhomyces tanzawaensis NRRL Y-17324
Lineage: Eukaryota; Fungi; Ascomycota; Pichiomycetes; Serinales; Debaryomycetaceae
Exons: 1
Coding region: 1-768 (255 amino acids)
Biological process (GO): mitochondrial electron transport, cytochrome c to oxygen
Source: RefSeq, a predicted model, not a curated record
AUGAUCGCCCGCACCUUGCCCCGUGCCCUCACGAGCACCCGUCUCGUCCGUACCUACGCUGUGGCCAAGGAUUCCACAGCUCAGCCACCCCAGGACCCCGAAAAAGCCCGUCAGGAAGCAGCCCAAUUGGCAGUACAGUCCCUCAAAGAUAUGGGGUCCCUCUUCUCGAUGUCUUCGUCAGACGAGACCCAGCCCAUCGACACUGCCCCCAUUUUCAAGGAUCCCAAGCUCUUUGGCCCCUUGAGCCUCCUCCACCAGGGCCAGGUGCUCAAAGAGCUCCAGGACAAGUACGACAAGAAGUGGACCAAGUUGACCCUCGAGGACAAGUACUUGGGCUACUACAUUGCAUACGGAGACUGGGGCGUGCGGGAAGACUUCAAGAACUGGAAUACCCUCGAAGCACCCUACGACUUGCCAUUUAAAGUGCCUUCCCACAUCAAAACCACUACCCCUACCAAGGACACCAAGAUCCUCAAGCUCAAGGACCCCGUCGUGUUGGCCGAGACUCCCGUCAGACUCAAGCAGUUCGACGUCAAGAAGAUGGAUGGUGUCACCAAGUUUUUCAUUUUCCUCACCGUGUUGAUCACCUUGUUCGCAGUUGCCAGAGACAAGCGGAUUGGAGAAGAGGGAAGACCUGUGGAAGUGGUGAUUGUCGACAAGCACGAGUUGGAGAGAACCAGAAAAAGGGAGCUUGCGGAGCAGCAGGAGAGAGAGGCAGAACAGAAACAGGCCCAGAGCAAGAAAUGGUACUAUUUGUGGCUCAAAUAG